Molecule: messenger RNA, 4527 nt
Organism: Contarinia nasturtii (swede midge)
Lineage: Eukaryota; Metazoa; Arthropoda; Insecta; Diptera; Cecidomyiidae
Product: zinc finger protein 354C
Exons: 5
Coding region: 994-2661 (555 amino acids)
Biological process (GO): regulation of DNA-templated transcription
Molecular function (GO): DNA-binding transcription factor activity, RNA polymerase II-specific; RNA polymerase II cis-regulatory region sequence-specific DNA binding
Source: RefSeq, a predicted model, not a curated record
ACGGUGAAAACGUAGUAUCCGAUUGUUCAUUCAAUAUUUUCUACUUCAACCAAAUUUCAAAGACGAUUCGAUCGCAAACGAGAAUACGUCCUAAACAGAGAGAUAGAAAAGCAACCGUUUUCAAUAAUCAAUAAUUUAAAAAAACAGACUUUUCCGAAGUGCAUCUUUUUUUUUUGGAAAAUUAUAACCACUCAAAUGAUUUACCGUAAAAAAAUAGUGUUUUUCAUUCGAAAUUGUAUUAUUGACCAUUGUGCCAGCGGGUGAUUUUGUGUUAGCGUUCCGAGCGUAAGCAUUGUGUUUGAUAGAUACAAAUUUGUCAUUGACAAAACAAAAAACACCGUACAAAAUUUUUUGAUACGCAAAUUACAUGAGUCGAACGUGAACGGACACGGGAAAACAAAAUUAUCACACCGAGAAAAACGCGCAAUUAAAUUGCAUUGAAAAUAAUAUGUUUUGCAUUCGUUUCGUAUGUUUAAUAAGUGUGGAGGCGAAUUGUUUUUUUUGUUCGUUCUCUCUUCCAAAUAAAAAGCAGUUAUGAACAAUAAAAAUAACAGCUUUACGUAGUGCAAGAGUGAGCUAACUGCAUCGGAAAACACCAAACGGACAAAAUAACAAAUAAGAAAAAAGAAGAAAACAACAACAAACAAAAAUACAAAACAAAUAAGUACUAAAGAAUACGAAUAAAGACAGGAAAUUAUUUAUAGCGGUGAAGAGUACAAUUUUCCGUGAAUUGUGGUGCAAAAAAAAAGACACAGCGGCAACAACAACAGUAACGCAUCAAAUUGCACGUAAAAACCCUGACCGUAGUGUUAACGACAUCGCCAGUGGCCGUUAUUGUUCUCAUUUGAUUCGCUUAAUUAAAUCAGGACUUGGACCAACGACCACCAUCACAUUCUUAUUCAGUUGCGCUGAACUUUUGACAAACGCUCUACAUUUCGCUCACAAUUUAAGCUUUCUUUCGGUGAGCCAAAAAAAAAGACGUUCGCGUGGAAAAUGAUCCAUGACGCGGCUAAUCAGACGGCAUCAUCGGUGCCAGAAGAAUUAUACAAUUUGACGCAGUUAGCUGACGUUACAUUGGCGGCUGGCAAACUAAGCACAACAAACAUUCAAACAAUAAAGGAUUACAUCCGUAACGAAGAAACUGUCACACCUGCAGUACAGCUGCUCAAUUCAAAUCGUUCAUUGCAAAUGACCGAGUUGAUUGUUAUGAAAAGAAGUAAUUCAUCGGAUAUAUCUGACACGUGUAGCUUGACAAAUUCACCGCAAAAAUUGCUCAGCGACGCUGGUUAUAUGUCCGAUAUGGAGUAUUCAGAUAAGAAAACUUUUUUGUAUGCAUUACAUUCGAAUCACAGUCAAUCAAUGGAGACCGACACCACCAUAACAAAUAUGGAGCAACCAUCGCGUCCAACAUCGAGUAAAUCAUUUGGUGAACAAAAUCGUCAAAGUUCAUUCUCAUCAUCUGAAGAUGAUUCAACAUACAAUUAUUCGCAUAAAAUUUUCGAUAAAAGAAAAUCCCGCAAACUUCAUUAUCAAGCACAAAAUGCCGGUGACAAUACAUCAAAAUCGCCCGAUCCAAAUGCAAUGAUAAUGGUCGUUGAAACCGAAGACAGUAUGCUAUCGAUUAGUGAAGUUGAAAGCAAUGAUGGCGAAUCUAGACAAAAAAUCAAGUCAAUUUCCAUUGCGGAUGAUAUGGAUUUAAGAGAGAAAUCAAAUAUGGAAGUGACAUCAGAAACCGAAUCAAUGAAUGGCAAUUGUGGUACAGAUGAUGUGCACACUUGCCCAGAAUGUGGAAAAAAAUAUUCAACAUCAUCGAAUUUGGCCCGUCAUCGUCAAACACAUCGUUCACUUCUCGAUAAAAAAGCUCGAAGAUGUCCACAUUGCGAUAAAGUCUAUGUAUCAAUACCAGCUUAUAGUAUGCAUCUUAAGGUGCACAAUCAAGGUUGCGAGUGUCCACAUUGUGGCAAGAGAUUUUCUCGUCCAUGGUUGCUGCAGGGUCACAUUCGUACACAUACCGGUGAAAAGCCGUUUCAAUGUUCGAUUUGCACGAAAUCAUUUGCUGAUAAAUCUAAUUUACGCGCUCAUAUCCAAACACAUUCGAAUACAAAGCCGCACACUUGUGGCCGAUGUGGCAAAGCAUUUGCAUUAAAAUCGUAUCUAUACAAACAUGAAGAAUCAUCGUGCAUGCGAAACCAUUCAAAAACCGAAAAAGAGAAAAACAAACAAACAAUUCGAUCGAAAACAUCGAAAAAAAUAACAGCGUUUGGAAAUCAUUCCGUUGUUCUGAAAAAAAUUAAAGAGAUGGCCACCACUGGUGACACACCAAUUGAAUCGCAUACAAUGGCAGUAGUGGCGGCAGGAACAGCGACAAUAUCACCAGAAUGCAUUAUACUCGACGCCGGUUCAAAGAAAAGCUACAUUGAUUUAACGGAAUCGAAAGCAACAACAGCUGUUGAACCAUAUCCUCGUAUUAGUGUCAUACGCACAGUCAGUUCACAAUCACCACCAGCAAUGAAAACCGACCAAUUUGAAUUUUAUCAAGAAAAACCUGUUGAUUUUUCACCAAAACAUAAGUACAAAACUGAUUCGACCACCAAUAAUAGCAGCAACAACACCAACAAAAAUCUAUCGCUACCUAAUCAAUACACAACAAUGGUCGUGUAAUGCAUUGGACAUUUAUAUUAUUAGACUUAUUGGAUUUCUUUUAUUAUAUUCUAUUUGAAGAGAGAAAUUGAUUUAUUCCGCAACCGAAUUGUGUGAAGGUUACAAUUAAAUUUAAACCUUUAAAUCAAUUCACUUUUGAUUUGAAAUUUGACAUUGAAAUCAAUGUUUGAGUUUGAAUAUAUUUGCAAUUGAAUUUCAUUCGAAAUUGAAAUAUUCGCAGAAUUCGGUUGACGAUAUUCCACAUUUUUCUUCUACAGUCUAAAUUUUAACAACUGUUUAGAGGAUAAGAACAAAAUACUUGGAAUAUUGAGAAAAACUCGAUAUUGUCAAAAAAAGCAAAAAUGUUGUCAUCAUCAUAAUCACUCAUUAUACAAUUUAAAAAUAUAUAUAGCCAUGUAAGUUGUACAUUGAAUUUAAAUCAACCCGCUGAAAACCAAAGUGCCAUUUUUAAUCUCAGAUAAGAAAUUGUUUUUAUUUUAAGUACGAGAUAGUCGAAACGAUUAACUGCAUAGAAAAAAAUUGUGAUAUUUGGAAGAUAUUCUGCUCUAAGUUUUAAUAAUGUAGGGAAUAUAAUUUGUUUGUUGGUUGGAUAUAGCACCACUCAUUCAUUCGAACACUUUUCUUUUUCGAGAACGUAAUUUUGGAACAUUCAGUAUACAAUAGCGUAAUCAAAUAGAUUUUAUCAUAUUUUUUUUAUGAAUUCAAAUUUAUCCGGAUGGAAUUGUUAAGAUAGUAAAAUGCAUUUAAUGCUUUUCCCAAACUUUGGAACAACACUUCCGAAGGAAUCAAAUGACAAUAAAUCAGAUGGAAAAAUCAAACGUAAGUGUAACGGAAUGUGUAUUUUAAAUGUAUGUUUCUUUAGUAAUUAAAUGAAUAAUUCAAUCAAAUGAGAAUUUCUAGUCUAACUUUGUAUUUAUCGACAAUUAUAUGAAGCACAUGUGCGCAACAAAUUUAGUAAAUAUAGGGAAAAAAAAGAUACUUUUUUCUAUUACCUAUUUGUAAUGAGACAGUAAUAAACGUAGUAUAAUUUAGGAAAGUGCGGCCGAUUGGUGCAAUACAAAUAUUAUCUCUGUUUUUAAUUAGCUAUUCGAUUAAGUCUUAGCUCUUUACUCAAAGUAUGUUCGCAUUUCAAAACAAGAGGAACAAAAAUCACAACGAAAACUUAAGAAAAAAAAAAUGAUUUGAAUAAUGUUAGAUGAUUUAUGUUAGACUAUUUUUAUACGUAUCAUUAUAACAGCAGCAGACAGAGCUAAUAAUCCUAUAAUCUAGCAUCUCAACGUAAUAGUGUGAGAAAUAUGAAACCAAGAAUUACAUUUAUAUCGAUGAAAGUCAAAAUGGCCGGCCUACAGGGAUCGUUAUGCGCCAAAUUAAUAUCUUUGAUUAUCGCAUAACUGCACUAUGGGUGGACUAAAAUUAAAAACUGAAAAAAACUAUGGCACUUAUUAGAUGGAACAAUAUCAUGUAUAAGCGAAAUCAUUCAUCUGAAAUCGUUAAAAUAUGUCAUGACAAAAGUGUGCUCUAUGCCACUUUAGCUUUCAUCGAUUUAAGGCUCAAAGUAUUUGAAAAAAAAGGAGCGGUAAUUCACAUUUGGUUUUUUUUAAAUGUAUUUCUUUUAACGCAUAGUUUUUAGGUAGCUUUAUAUUAUUGUUUGAAGUGUGUGUGUGCACAUUUAAACCUAAAUGAUGAGCUUUGGUUUCGUUUUAUUUCGUCAAAAUAAUUAGUCUAAAGAGUUGAUAUAUUUGUUUUUGAAUUAAACCGUUAGCCGUAGAUCGAAUGAUUACAAUUCGAUCGAUAUAAUGAGUUAGGAGUCUUUUUUUACUUGACAGAUUUUAGAAAUAAUUUACUAUUGGUAUUUUAAAAUCUUUA